Messenger RNA from Talaromyces marneffei, 867 nucleotides. RefSeq lists its product as uncharacterized. Bases 1 to 867 code for a protein of 288 amino acids. Gene Ontology annotation, cellular component: mitochondrion. The record is from RefSeq and is a predicted model, not a curated record. NCBI's taxonomy places the organism in Eukaryota, Fungi, Ascomycota, Eurotiomycetes, Eurotiales, Trichocomaceae. The transcript has 4 exons. Gene Ontology annotation, molecular function: protein-containing complex binding.
AUGGCAGCAAAACGUCUCGUGGUAGCAGGUGGAAGCGGAUUUUUAGGAUCCAGAAUAUGUAAACACGCCUCCGUCCGAGGCUGGGAGGUUGUCUCACUCAGCCGCUCCGGAGAGCCCCAAUGGGACACCGUAACCGCCUCCAAAGAACGCCCCGGCUGGGCCAGCGAUGUCGAAUGGGCAAAAGCCGACAUUCUCAAACCAAGCACAUACAAACCAUACCUCAAAGAUGCGACGGCCGUUGUGCAUUCCAUGGGCAUACUGCUGGAGGCGGAUUACAAGGGAGUUGUCUCGGGCAAGGAGUCGAUUAUUAGCGGGUUACAGAGAGCGUUUAGUUCGACGAAGAGGGGGACUCAAGAUCCGCUCAAUAGAGGCGUAGGAGAGGAGUUAAGGCCGCAGGAAAGUGAUGGGCAGUUGACGUAUGAGGUUAUGAAUAGAGAUACAGCAAUCGCGCUUGCGCAAGAGUCCUCCUUUGAACAUGUGCCAACUUUCGUCUACAUUUCUGCUGCCGGCGGCGCUCCGAUACUCCCAAGCAGAUAUAUAAGCACCAAGAGGGAAGCCGAAUCCAUCAUAUCCCAAUCCCUACCCGAUCUUCGAAGUAUCUUUAUCCGACCAGGAUUCCUUUAUGAUUCUAGCAGAAAGUUCACACUACCCAUCGCGCUGGGUGGAAUGAUCGGUGCAGAAGUUGACGCUGUUCUUGGAGGACGCCUUAAGUCGCUUGUGGGGUCCAUGACAGAAAAGCCACUCAAGGCAGAUGUUGUCGCACAGGCAGUCGUGGAAGCUAUCGCAGACGGGACCACGAGUGGGGUGGUCGGAACAAAGAAGAUUGAGAAUUUGGCGACCCAAGCUUGGCGAAAGACUAUGCUCUAA